AUGACUAAAGUUCAUAGUUUCUUCAUACCUGAAAUUGGAUAUUUAGUUGAUAUACAUGGAUUAAUUAAAUAUUUAGGAGAAAAGAUUUCGGUCGGUAAUGUAUGCCUUUACCGUAAUGGACGUGGAAAAGAGUUUUCAAAAUUGAUAAAAGGUCAUACUAUGAUAAUUUAUGAUCAAGAAGAUGAUAUUAUGGAAAUAUCUGAUUAUUAUGAUUUUAGAUCUAGCUAUUCUGAUCUGGAUAUUGAUGAUGAUAACGAUGAUGAGGAUGAAUUACCAAAAAGGAACAUGAUAUAUCAAGAUAAAAUGGAAUUAGUGUUGCCUUCAGGUGCACGUAUUGGUCAUCGCUCCUUGGCAAGAUAUUAUAAACAAAAUCUCCGUAAUAGAGAGGGAAAUAAUGACGUUUCAAUAAUUAAAAAAUUGAUAACUCAUUAUGCCAAUAGUAUGGGUUACUCACAACAAUCUGGAGGUGUGUUAAUCACACAUGAUGGUGAAAAAAAUUUUAAAAUUCUUCAACGAAAUAAAUAUCAAGAUAAAAGACGUCAACAGAAUUUUGAUACACGCAUUGGAGUCAAAGCAAAUAAAUUACAACGGUAUUUUAGACCACAAAUUAUGUAA
This is a messenger RNA of Entrophospora sp. SA101, 615 nucleotides long. NCBI's taxonomy places the organism in Eukaryota, Fungi, Glomeromycota, Glomeromycetes, Entrophosporales, Entrophosporaceae. The record is from the annotation of a GenBank genome assembly.